AUGCAGCCCCGCGAAGACGCUCCUGCCCCCGCUACGCACGCCGAGACCGCCGACACCGCUUCACAGGACGCUCCCGCUUGCAGCCUCCCCUCUCGCUCGACCACGGCCGAAGGAUCGCAGCAGCAGGCGUCGAACCCGGUCGAGAGUCUCGCCAAGCAGGCCGCUCAGCCGGCCAGCGGAUACCCUCAGACCGGCUCGACUGUUGCUUCGCAAGACAUCACGUCCCCCUCUACCUCUCAGUACACCCAGGAGACGCCCGCCGCCGAAGGUCAGGCCGGAACGCAGUCAAGGAGCCAGACUUUCGAGUCGGCCGAGCAGCACCCGUCGCAGCCUGCUGGCAGCCAGCCCUUCACCGGCUCGCAGCGCGACGAAUCCCAGCACACGACUGGUGACGUCGCCAAGCACCCUGGCACCGCCGCUGCCCGCCCUGCUCACCCGGGCGUUGCAGCCGAGGAGAAAGAGGGCGAGAAGCGUGCCGGCGAGAAGACGUCGACUACCACGACCGGCGCCGCUCCCUCUGUCGGCGACAAGAUUGUUGGCGCCACGCAGAAGGCCGUCGGCAAGGUGACGGACGACCCGUCGAAGGUUGCGGAGGGUCAGGCCCGCAAGACGGAGGGAAAGGCUGCCGCCGCCGAGGUUCGCGAAGCUCGCGCUGCUUGA
Messenger RNA from Rhodotorula toruloides NP11, 660 nucleotides. RefSeq names its product CsbD-like family protein. The transcript has 3 exons. Bases 1 to 660 code for a protein of 219 amino acids. NCBI's taxonomy places the organism in Eukaryota, Fungi, Basidiomycota, Microbotryomycetes, Sporidiobolales, Sporidiobolaceae. The record is from RefSeq and is a predicted model, not a curated record.